GCAGCAUCUAAUAAUAAUAAUAAUAAUAAUAAAAAAAGAAAAACGGCUUCUUUCACACUCACCACCGCCGGACUCGGAUGUAAGAUCUCGUUUUUAGAGCUUGGGGAAUAACAUACGUGUGGAUAAGCGUGCAUUUCGAGAGAAGGGGCCGGGCAGUGUUCAUUGCAGUGCAUCAUGGCAGAGUCAGACCCGGAGCCAAUGGCCUCUGGAGCAGGGCAGCGUCUUGGAGCUCCGGAGACUCUUGGCAUCAGUACGUUGGACCCAGGGCACAGACCCCCAGCCAUGCCCCCUGGGCGACAAGUCACCAUCAGGGUCCGUAUGUUGGACGACACAGAGGAGCUCUUUGACAUCUCGCAAAAAGCCUCCGGCAAGGUGCUGUUUGACCUGGUCUGCUCCCACAUGAACCUCAUUGAGGGUGACUACUUUGGCCUGGAGUUUCAGAACCAUCAAAAAAUGAUGGUUUGGUUAGACCAUAUCAAGCCCAUUAUCAAGCAGCUCAGGCGACCGAAGCACACAAUCCUGAGGUUUGCCGUGAAGUUCUUUCCUCCGGACCACGCCCAGCUCGUGGAGGAGCUAACUAGGUACCUGUUUGCCCUCCAGAUCAAACAGGAUGUUUCCUGUGGAAGUCUGACCUGCAAUGACAGCAGCGCUGCACUGAUGGUCUCCCAUAUUAUCCAGUCUGAGAUUGGGGACUUUGAGGAGAGCCAGUGCCGGUCACAUCUCCUCAACAACAACUACAUCCCAGAUCAAAUGCAUCUGAUUGACAAGAUUAUGGAGUUUCACUCAAAGCAUAAAGGUCAAACACCAGCAGAAUCGGACUAUCAGUUACUAGAAGUGGCUCGCAGGUUGGAGAUGUAUGGGAUUCGCCUCCACCCUGCUAAGGAUCGCGAGGGCACGAGGCUAAGCCUGACCGUGGCGCACACCGGCGUCCUGGUCUUUCAGGGUCACACGAAGAUCAACGCCUUCAAUUGGUCUAAAGUGCGUAAACUGAGCUUCAAGAGAAAACGCUUCCUCAUCAAACUGAGGCCGGAUCUGAAUAGUUCCUAUCAAGACACUCUGGAGUUUCUAAUGGCCAGCAGAGACUGCUGUAAAGUCUUCUGGAAGAUCUGCGUCGAAUACCACGCCUUCUUCCGCCUCUUUGAAGAACCCAAGCCCAAACCCAAGCCCGUGCUUUUCACACGAGGCUCGUCCUUCAGAUUCAGCGGUCGCACACAGAAGCAGGUGAUUGAUUAUGUGAGGGAGUCUGAGUUUAAAAAGAUCCCGUUCGAAAGGAAACACAGUCGGGUACAACACAACAGCCGCCUGUCGCCUUUGCCUUCUCCACGCCACCAUGAAGUGCCAACAGAAAGUGGUGCUCUUGGACUAGACUCUCCUCCACAGCGCCAUUGGAAGGAGUCGGUGUUGGUGAGUGCAGAAGACCCCUCGGUCUCGAGGACAGCAAGGGCGAGCCCAUCUCACCAUAGAAACGGCCACGAUGAGCGAUCGGGGUCUGUGUCCAGGAUGCAGGAGACGAGAGGCUCGACACGACCGACCCACCCAGAACAUCUGAGUACAGGAGUCGGGUCCAACAGCCCUCACCUGUCCGCGUCCUCCGGUCACUCCCACGGCAUGGUCAACGGUCAGAAGUCACUGGAGCUGUGCAGUCACAGUCCCGACGGCCGACAACCUUCACCGCUCACCAGCCCGCUCCUCAACGACGCCUGCAGUGUUCGCACCGAUGAUGAAGACGAGGUUCGGAGGAAGAGGUUCCCAACAGAUCGGGCCUACUUCAUCGCCAAGGAGCUGCUAACCACAGAAAGGACGUAUCUGAAGGAUCUGGAGGUGGUGACUGUGUCUUUCCAGCAUGCUGUAGGACAAGAUGAGGCGACUCCAGACUCUCUGAAGAACACCGUCUUCCCCACCUUCGAGCCUCUGCACAAGUUCCACACGGGUUUUCUCAGGGAGGUGGAGCAGAGGUUGGCCCUGUGGGAAGGACGCUCUAACGCUCACAUAAAAGGAGACUACCAGCGCAUCGGCGAUGUGAUGUUGAAGAACUUUCAAGGCUUGAAGCCCCUUACAGCAAAUCUGCAUAAACAGUCUGAAGUUCUGUUGGAGAUCGAGAAGGCGUGCAGGUCGUCGCGUAAGUUGGAGGGUCUCUGCAGGGACUUUGAGCUGCAAAAGGUCUGCUACGUCCCCCUGAAUGUCUUCAUUCUGCGGCCUCUGCACCGCCUCAUCCACUACAAGCAGAUCCUGGAGCGCCUGUGCAAACACUACCCAGCUACUCACGUGGAUUUCAGGGACUGCAGAGCUGCUCUAGCAGAUGUGUCUGAGGUGGUGGACCAGCUCCAGGGAAGCCUAAUCAAGAUGGAGAACUUCCAGAAGCUUCUGGAGCUGAAGAAGGAUUUGAUUGGCGUUGACAAUCUUGUUGUCCCUGGUCGGGAGUUCAUCAGGUUAGGCUGCCUCAGCAAACUGUCUGGAAAAGGCCUACAGCAACGAAUGUUUUUCCUGUUUAACGACGUCAUUUUGUACACGAGUCGAGGGAUGACGGCGACCAAUCAGUUCAAAGUGCACGGGCAGCUGCCGAUCCACGGCAUGACAAUCAGAGAGAGUGAAGAUGAGUGGGGUGUGCCGCACGCCUUCACAUUGGUCGGACAGCAGCAGUCGGUGGUGGUGGCAGCAAGUUCGCUAACAGAGAUGGAGAAGUGGAUGACGGACAUAAAGGCGGCGAUAGAGAUGGCAAAAACCAGCAACGGGCCUUCAUCUGACCUCCUGACCAACAAUCUGACCGACAACAAAUGCCCUGAGGACACCUCGGUGGAGGCUGAGUCUGAGGAUGACAUAACGGCGUCGCACACCUCGCUGGAGAGGCCCUCCCCUCACCGUGGUAACACCAUGGUGCACGUGUGCUGGCACAGGAACACCAGUGUGUCCAUGGUGGACUUUAGCAUAGCCGUGGAGAAUCAGCUGUCAGGAAACUUACUGAGGAAGUUCAAGAACAGCAACGGCUGGCAGAAGCUCUGGGUGGUCUUCACCAACUUCAGCCUGUUCUUCUAUAAAUCUCACCAGGAUGAUUAUCCAUUGGCCAGCCUUCCUCUGUUGGGUUACUCAGUCACCAUCCCGUCAGAGUCUGAAAAUAUCCACAAGGACUACGUCUUCAAACUGCAUUUCAAGUCUCACGUCUACUAUUUCCGGUCGGAGAGUGAAUACACCUUUGAGAGGUGGAUGGAGGUCAUCCGCAGUGCCACGGUCCCCUCCAGUGGUGCUCGUGUCCUGAACAACAAAGAGUCCCAUCCUCACUGAGUUGGCUCACCUCGUUUCCACACGCCAUCUCUCUCUCUCUCUGUCUCUCGGUCUCGGGUGGCAUCUGCCCUUCCUGUCCCCCUGGACUCUCUGCUUUUCUUUUCUACACAUAUCUGGGACAUUUGUACAUGUGUCCAUGCACAUUUGGUGCUUUUUAAUGCUUUAAUGGUGACAUGUCCGCUGGUUUAGACUGCAUCAGAGACUGCAUUUUUUGGCAUUUUUACUCUCAACUCUGAAACCUCUUUUUAAGGAUGUCAUUUUAUACUGUUUUCUAAUGGUCUGAACCACUUCCUAUCUUUCUGAUUUUACAUUUUGUCAUUGGUUGUUUUUACAGCAGGAACAUGUUGAUAUAGAUACCCAGCAUUCUUUCUUAGAUGGUUAAACUAUCACUGCAUUGUCAUAACUUUUUUGUCUACUUUUUUUUCCAUUUUAUUAUAAACUG
Messenger RNA from Larimichthys crocea (large yellow croaker), 3721 nucleotides. RefSeq names its product FERM, ARHGEF and pleckstrin domain-containing protein 1. Gene Ontology annotation, molecular function: cytoskeletal protein binding; guanyl-nucleotide exchange factor activity. The transcript has 27 exons. Gene Ontology annotation, cellular component: cytoskeleton. The record is from RefSeq and is a predicted model, not a curated record. Bases 175 to 3279 code for a protein of 1034 amino acids. NCBI's taxonomy places the organism in Eukaryota, Metazoa, Chordata, Actinopteri, Sciaenidae.